GACAUAAUAAAUAUGUAUAUGAAGACGCAAUUCUAAUUUAGUUACUUCUAUCAAGAAGCAGAGAUCAUCCUAUCUUUUCGUCUACACAAAUAUCUUUAUCCGACUUUCUCGUAAUCAAACUUCCAAUUUUGAAAAUCUUUUAGACAACUGGAAUAAUCAUGAACCCCAAAAUCGUAUUGCUUCUCGUUGUUUUAAUCGCAUUUGUUUGUGGAGCCCCUCAAGAAAAGCGAGGGAGGUAUUUCGAAAAGGCGGAGAGCGGAGACUACAGAUACGGGUAUGGGACGAGGAACGGUGAUAACGUCGAACAGGAAGCUACGAUCAAACUUGGUCCCGUUUUGGAAGAUGGAACGCAAAACAUGAUCCCGGUUGUUCGAGGGUCAUACUCGUUUGUGGAUAAUUUCGGGAAAAAGCAUGAAGUGCGAUAUGAAGCCGAUGAAAAUGGGUUCCGCGUUUUGGAGUGAAGUAUUUUCAUGCGAUUUAAAUAAUUACCCAUUCUGAGAAGGGCCAUAUUUUUGAAAUCAGUUCUUGUUUAUUAUGAAUUAUAAAAUGGUUUUAUUGUUAUAAGGGUUGUGACUUGUGGCUGAUAUUUGUACUCUGAUCCUAAUAAAUAAAUGGUUCUUAUACUUGUAUGCAUACAUGCA
Messenger RNA from Folsomia candida, 641 nucleotides. RefSeq names its product larval cuticle protein 16/17. The transcript is spliced from 3 exons. The coding region runs from base 159 to 461 and encodes 100 amino acids. NCBI's taxonomy places the organism in Eukaryota, Metazoa, Arthropoda, Collembola, Entomobryomorpha, Isotomidae. Gene Ontology annotation, cellular component: chitin-based extracellular matrix. Gene Ontology annotation, molecular function: structural constituent of chitin-based larval cuticle. The record is from RefSeq and is a predicted model, not a curated record.